Messenger RNA from Sorex fumeus (smoky shrew), 567 nucleotides. Its product is annotated as patatin-like phospholipase domain-containing protein 4. NCBI's taxonomy places the organism in Eukaryota, Metazoa, Chordata, Mammalia, Eulipotyphla, Soricidae. Bases 1 to 567 code for a protein of 188 amino acids. Gene Ontology annotation, molecular function: triacylglycerol lipase activity. Gene Ontology annotation, biological process: lipid homeostasis; triglyceride catabolic process. The transcript is spliced from 5 exons. The record is from RefSeq and is a predicted model, not a curated record. Gene Ontology annotation, cellular component: lipid droplet; membrane; cytoplasm.
AUGAAGCACAUCAAUUUGUCCUUUGCCACCUGUGGAUUCCUGGGCAUCUACCACUUGGGGGCAGUGUCUGCCCUUUGCAAGCACGGCAGCAAGCUGCUGAAGGACAUGAAGGCCUUCGCGUGCGCCUCUGCGGGCUCCUUGGUGUCCACGGUCCUGCUGACAGCACCGCAGAAAUUAGAGGAAUGUAAAGCGUUCAUCUACACGUUUGCUGAAGAAAUCCGCGGGCAGUCCUUCGGGGCUGUGAAGCCCAGCUACGACUUCGUGGCCCGACUCAGGUGUGGGAUGGAGUCCAUCCUCCCCGCCAAAGCCCACCAGCUGGCCCACCGCCGACUGCACUUGUCCAUCACCAACACCAGGACCAGGCAAAACUACUUGGUGUCCAGCUUCAGCUCCCGGGAGGACCUCAUCAAGGUGCUGCUGGCUAGCAGCUUUGUGCCCAUCUACACUGGGCUGACACUGGUUAAGUACAAAGGGCAGAGCUGUGGCUGGCUGAAGCCUGAGCCCGUGUCCCCCAAGAAAUUGGGUGCUGGGAGUAACUCCCAUGCAGCAGCCAACAAGGAGACGUAG